Messenger RNA from Exserohilum turcica Et28A, 570 nucleotides. RefSeq lists its product as uncharacterized. Gene Ontology annotation, biological process: mycotoxin biosynthetic process. NCBI's taxonomy places the organism in Eukaryota, Fungi, Ascomycota, Dothideomycetes, Pleosporales, Pleosporaceae. The annotation marks the transcript as partial. The record is from RefSeq and is a predicted model, not a curated record. The transcript is spliced from 4 exons.
CCUCUUAAACAUGCAAUCGAGUACGAAUAUCGAGUUUUUGAAGAUAUCCCCAUCCAGUUCCAUAAUGGAACUCUGAACCCCAAGAAACCCACAAAUUUCGGCGGAAAGCCCAGACCCGCGCUGGACGCGGCAUGGCGAAAACUAACAAAGAAUCAGAAUAUAUAUUUGACUGAAAAAGAUCUUGGUCAACCUAUUGAAGAUGACACAGUUAUACAAUUGACUGAUGGCAGUGGCGCAUUUGCUACUUUGACUGUAUAUCAUGGACUUCACUGCAUGGAGAGGCUGCAUCAUUACCUAUAUCCUGAGCACUACUAUUCUUCCUUCUCAGAUGAUGAGAAGCUGCUUUUGAAAUACCAUGCAGAGCACUGCUUGAAUUGGUUAAGACAGUACCUCACGUGCAAUGCUGACACAACGCCAAUCAUGAUGCAUUGGAUAGCAGAAAGUGCGCUGCCUAUUGCCAAGGUGGAUGGUGGAAGCCAUUCUUGCGUUAACUGGGAUCGCAUUGACGAAUGGGCGGAGAAACGCACCUUUGUUCCCUCUGGCGAUAACAUGAAGCACCCCAUUUAUGGU